GCCAGACUAACCGACGGCUAAGCUCUUGCAGCCUUAAACCUCAAAUGGCGGAUUACCAGUCGGAACCCGCGAAGAAGAUGAAGAAGACGAAGAAGAGAAAGUUCUCAACUUCAGGCGAAGAGGAAUUGCAUCCUCGGCCUUCUAAGAACCCGCGCAGUGACAUACCGGAGCCGGAAAUUGCAGCUUCUUUAGAGCCCGAAGCAGAUGACUACAAAACAAGCGCCCACCUUCGAGAUGAUCCGCCAUGGAGAAACCUGGGGCUCAUACUCUCCCUUCAGAAUAAAGAUAUUUCUCUUUCGAUGAAGGUGGAGCUGGCAUUCGAUUACUUGAAAACGAUGAAAAGUGUGGGAGCGGAGGAAAGCAGGCCAGGUUCAGAGUCAGUUAGCUUUCCCAGAACACUUGUUUUCCUCUGCAAUUGGGUUCAGACAGGGAUGAUCUCUUCUGUCAAAGGAAACAAUUCUAAAGGGAAUGGAAUUCAGCCCGAAACUGCUGUGCUGUGCUUAGAUGUUAGAUGUUGGAAGGUUUUUAAGUUCUGCUUGGAGGAAUUGAAAAAGCUUAGUAAUGCAUUGAGCUUAUCAAGAAACUUCUUAACAGUUAUUCAGUGUGUUUCAAGUGAUUUAUUGUCACAUCUAAAUGCUGCUUCUUUGCAAAAGGAAUCUGAGCUGAGUAGUGAUGCGUUGGAAUUUUACAAUAUUGUGCUUGAUUGUAUAUCUUUGGUAUUCACAUCUCACGGGGGAAUUUCUAAAGAAAAUCUAGACUCAUGGGUUUCAGUUAUUAGUACUGUCCUCAACCUCAUUCAAAAGAUUUUUACCUCAGAGCUUGAACACAGCAAGGCUGGAUAUGUUGUCUUUCAGUUAUCAUGCUAUGUGCACCAGCCAUUUUCAAAAUUUCUAAGGGUACAUCCAACAAAAAAGAAUGGUUUUCAUGACUUUGUUGAUAAGCUUUUGGAGCCCCUGAUGCUUUCGUGGGAUUUGUUGCGCCUUCAUACUUGUGAAAGCAGUCCUCACUUGAUUACUGAUCUUCUAAAGUUGAUUGAGGAAGUAUUGUGCCAUGGGUUAUUCCACCCAAUGCACAUCGAAGGGUUUCUUGACCUGCAGAGUACAGUGAGAUAUAAAACAUUGGAUGAUAAGAGCGUGGUAGUUCAAAAGGCAGCUUUUAAAAGUUAUCAUCGGCACUUCUUUGAUGGCUUGGGGAAGACCAUAUCCAGGAGGAAUAGAUCAGCUAUGGGUGGUUUCGGAAUGCUGCUUCGCUUGUUUAUUAGUAUCAUCAGUAAAAACAGGGGACUCUCAGUUGGCAAAGAUGGUCAUAGUAGCUCAACUUCUGAAAGCUCUUAUAGGAGCUCUUCAGUCUCAGGAAAAAAGCUGGCGUUUGAUCUGAAUGCAGAAACAAGGAAGUUAUCUUUUGACUUUUUUGUACAGAUGAUGGAAUAUUUUACAUCAGAAUUUAAUACAUAUCUGCAAGCUGAAUUAGAGGAUGAGGCUAUGCUUCUUGAUGUUCACUGCAAACUCAAAUCUGCCAAUGAAUUACUUAUUGAAGUAAUGCAUGCAAGAGUCUAUGUUCGGAUAGAAGAUAGGUCUGAGGGGGCAUGUCUUAAUUUCUUAAAGCUGGUUUAUGAUAGGAUAAUGUUGCUUUCUUCCAAAAUUACUAAUAUACAAGGAACAUCAUUUGCUUCAGAUAACAGUGAGGUGCUGGUUUUAAUAGCCAAGGAGGUGGUUCAUGCUGUGCAUUACUUGUUGGAUAUUGAUUAUGAGGCAAUUGGAGAUAAUCUUGAAAGGUUGUGGGAAACAGUAAUUUCACUUACAAUUUAUAACGACUCUUUGAUGGGUGUUUCUGAUCAGAAUGAUUUAACUUCAGAGAUACAACGGCUAGGAUGUAAACUGGUGCACAUUUAUAGUGAACUGAGGCAGGUUAACACACCCAUCUUUUCGCUGUGCAAAGCAGCUAGAAGUUCAGUAUUAUUAUCUCUAGAGAGAAACAUUCCACCAUAUAAUGAGUCAUUUAACAAGUCAGUUAACAUGUUCAUUUGCUGCCCCGCGUUCAGACUCUCUAUUAGCAGUGCAAUCAAGUCUAUACCAGAGGGGCAAGCUAGUGGAUCCAUCCGACAAUUAUUAGCCGAUUUUUCAGAAAACCUGGACUGGAUUAAAGCUACAUGUCUUACUCCUGCUAAAACUGACCAAAUAAAACAACCUUCCCGUAGAAGAUGCUUGCAGUUCUAUGAUCAACAAAGUGAGCUGUUAGGAAGAAGUUUAUGUGAAGUGUAUGUUUUAAUUCUUGACUCACUUACAGUUACCACUGGAAAUUGCUCUCUAAUCAGCAUUGCUUUGGAAGACUUGAUGGCAUCAAUAAGCACUAUUUUAAGUAAUCUGGUAUCAGAAAAGGUGAAUAGUAUUGAUGAGUUCUUGUCUGUUUUUCUGGGGAAAACGUUUGGUAAGAGGACUGGGUCAGGAAAAUGUGUAAGGUCAGCACAUUGGAUUUUAGUCUUCUUCUUCCGUUUGUAUUUGUCUUGCCGAAGCUUGCAGCGCCAAUCAAUCAGCCUACUGCCCCCAGAUAUGUCAAAAAAAAUGUCAGGAAAAAUGAGGGAUUCUUUUACAUCUUACUCUGGAAGUGAGUGGCUAGAGAAGGCUGAUUUGUCAGAAGGCUAUUUUUCUUGGAUCAUUGAACCAUCAGCUUCUCUUCUCUCUGUUCUAAAUAUUGUUUCUGAUGUUUGCCUUCAACACACUGUUAUGGAUUGCUCUCCUCUUAUUUAUGUAAUGAAUAACAUGGCUGUCCAGAGGCUCGUUGAUUUGAAUAGACAGAUAAGGUCCAUUGAUUAUUUGCUCCGGAAGAAUGAUAAUCUCAACCAUCAAAAGAUCAUGGAUGAUACUGGUUUGCCAUUCAACAGCAAAAAAUGCCAAAAGUGGAAGAUGGUAGUAUCAGCUUCAAGGCAAGAGGCUGCAGGUCUGACUAACUUUAUAAUGGGAUAUCUAUCACUUGAGGCUAAAAGUCAGUUAUAUAUUCCCCCCUUUGAAGGUGAUAUUGAAAUAUGGAAUUUUGGCAUUGGAUCUUUGAAUGAAAAGUCAUUGACAUCUGCUUUGUGGUUGUUCCUUUGCCAAAAUGUAGAUGUGUGGUGUACUCAUGCUAGAAAAAAAGACUUGAAAAAGUUAAUCUCAAUUUUAGUUCAUAGCUCUGUUCCUUGUUUCGGCAAUGAUUUGGAUGAAAACAAAAUGCACAUUAAGAAAAUGGCAACUAGGAAAAUCAAUAUGAGUCUGAUCUCAUUGGAAGUGAUGAGCAAUACUGUCCUGUAUGAACAAAGGUUUGUUCACAGGAAUAUGGCAUCGGUGUUGUGCCUGACUCUUGAGAAGGUCGUGGCAUCAGUAUUUUCUAGUUCAGAGAAUGCUAAUUUAAAUUUCCCAUCUGAUUGGAGAAAGGUUGUGGAGGCACUUGAAGAAUCUUCCACUGCCGUGGGAGACAAGAAUGGGAAGAGUGUGCACUCAUUGUGGAAAAACGCGAUAUCACAUUUAUUGAAUAUACCCGCUGAGCACUCUAAAAAGAAACAAUCCCCUUUUCAUAAAGUAGAGUUCACUAUCAGUCGGGGGGUGCUCAACUUUUUAAGUUGGAUGCCAAAAGGACAUUUGAGUUCGAAAUCUUGUUCACGCUAUGCAACCAGCAUUCUCAACCUUGAAUGGCUUGUACUGGGUAGCUUAUUAGAUUCGUGUGAUAAAGCCCCUUCAUCUGAGUGUUACGAGCUUCUAAAGUUGUUUGUGACCUGCCGGAGGGCAUUUAAAUAUCUACUAAUGGCAUCAUUUGAGGAUAGGAGAGAAGGUUGUCAGUCCUCCCUCAGUCAUAUACUGUCAGAUGGUCUAUUUCCUUCUAUAUGGCUCAUGAAAUCGUUGUCUGCGGUAAUUGGGAUUGAAAAUGCAUGUUCAGAAGAUUUUUCUUCUCCCGUAAAGCACAUGAUGUUUUCAUUAAUGGAUCACACAUCACAUGUGUUCUGCAGUAUUGUUAAAAAUCAUUUUGAAUGUGCUGUUUUCUCAUUGACCUCUGCUGAGAAGCAUUUUGAUAGAAGUCCUAGAUCUGCUAUUGAACAUCAAGAUACUGAUCUUGAUGAAUGUGAACCACAUUCAGAUUCCCCUUGUAAUGAGAUCCCAUUUAUAAGUAUUAUAGUACUUGCUGAAACUCUAAGUGAACACAUAAAUAGGUCACUUGACUCUUUGAAUGCAUUUCUCAUUGAAAAUAAGAGAGAUUUAGAUGCGUCUCGGGAGUUGAAAGAGAUAUCAUCAACAACAUCCUGCUUACAGGGCUUUUUGCAGGGCCUUGCUUCGGCAUUGAAUGACAUGGAUAAUGAAGAGUGCUGUAAAAAUGCAAUGUUAUCACUGUGCAAAAGUGAGCAUAUGUUCAAAAUUAUGUAUUGCAUUGAUAGGUGUACAUUUUUCAUAAAUAAUAUCAUACAUAUGUUGCUACUUGGAGGCAAUCAGUUGCCUGAAUGCUAUUCAAAUCCCCAAAGUCCUGCCACUGAUGCAGUUGAACCAAGCAAGUCUUUGUGCACAUUUGGUGGCUCCAUAAUGAAUGAAGAAGAGAUUCAAAACUAUGAGUCAAUGGACUCAUGCCCUACUGGGAUGAUGGGUGGCCCUAGUAGAAUUUCUGACCAAAUGAAAACUGAUACUGAGGCUCUCUUGUCUAGAGUUGGCACUGAACAAACAUGUGUAAAGAAAUAUUUGUUGCAGGCUAUUUUGAGAGGAGAAAAUCCUGAGGCGGAAUUUUGUCUGAGACAGCUCUUUAUUGCCUCUUCAGCUAUUCUGAGACUAAACUUGCAGAUCAACCAGACUAAGUUGUCUUGGAGCUUGAUUCCCUCUUUAAUUCAAAUUUCAGAGUCUCUGCUUCUGGACUUUGCCAAUGAUAGAGAAUCACAAUCAUUCUCUUUUGUUGGCUUGUAUGGUGUAUUAAAGUUUCUUGAAGAAAUAGGAAAAUAUUUCCCUUUGUUGAACCCGUCAAUUUCACGAAAUUCGUACGUCAUGCUUAUAGAUUUGCAUUUGAAGGCAAUAGGAAAAUGCAUAUGUCUUCAGGGAAAGGGAGUUACUCUAGCAACAGAUGAGAUGGAAUCAAGUACUAAGAUGCUAAAUGCUCUUGUAGAACCUGAGCCAAAUGGAUCUCAUUGCACAUACAGCUUGGAUGAAUUCAAAUCCCAAUUAAGGAGCUCAUUCAGAGCGUUUGUUGGAAAAGCAUCCGAAUUGCAUUUAUUAUCUGUACUUCAGGCUAUUGAGAGAUCAGUAGUUGGGGUGCAGGAGGGUUGCAUGGUAAAUUAUGAAGUGUGUACUAGAACUUCAGAUGGGGGGAUGGUUUCCUCAACUGUUGCUGCUGGCAUUGAAUGUUUGAAUAUGGUGCUUGAAUCAGCGACAGGGAAAAAGCGCUUAGCAGUGGUUAAAAGGCACAUCCAGAGCUUAGUAUCAUGUCUUUUAAAUGUAGUCCUGCACUUGCAAGGACAGAACAUAUUCUGUAUGAGUGUUGAUUCUAGCAAUUGUUGUUUUGCUCAUCCUGAUUCUGGCUCUGUCAUUCUCAUAUGCAUUGAGGUUCUGAUAAAGAUUUGUGCCAAACAUGCUUUUUUCCAAUUGGAGAAAUACCAUAUUGCCCAGUUUUUGCGUCUGCCUGCCGCAAUAUUUCAGAAGUUUUUCCAGCUUCAAGCUCCUACCACUCCACCUGUCAGUUCAAAAGAAUUACCUGGAGUUGCUGACGUUGGAGCGACUGGAUUUGAUAAUAAAGAAUGCAGCCAUGCCAUCUAUCAACAGUUUGUCUUGCGGCUGUAUGCUGCUUGUUGCAGACUGCUGUGCACUGUUCUUAAGCAUUACAAGAGUGAAACUCAAUCCUGCAUUGCUCUCCUCGAUGAUUCAGUUAGUAAACUUCUUCACUGCCUGGAGGUAGAAUCUGAUUCAGCUGGUACUAUGAUGACACCUUUUAUAAGGGAUGUACAAGAUGGAGUAAAAUGUGCCAGUUUUCUCAGAAGAAUAUAUGAGGAAAUUAGGCAACAAAAGGAGGUCUAUCACCGCAACAGCUUUCAGUUCUUGUCCAGCUAUAUAUGGGUUUAUUGUGGAUAUGGUCCUCGAAAAGUUGGCAUAAGAAGGGAAAUUGAUGAAGCCUUAAAACCUGGUAUAUACGCCCUGUUCGAUAUCUGCCCAACAGAAGACCUUAAAUAUCUUCAUACCGUUUUCGGAGAGGGUCCAUGCAGAAGUGUCCUUAAAGCUUUGCAAGAGGACUACAAGCUAAAUUUCCAUUACGAAGGGAAGGUGUGAGACACUAUCAACCUUUAGCAUGUUUCUUCCCCCAAGCAGGAAAUGGCUUCUGCAACAUUGCUUUUCUUUAGGUACUUCCUUCUCCACCCUUUGAGUUUCUGGUCUUGCUAUUAAUUUUUCAUGCACGCCCGCCCGUCCAUUCAUGAAAAUGUGGAUCUAUUGUUACCCAUUGAAUGAUGGCAGAAAUUUUGUCCCCUUAAUUGAUUUUAAUUUCCACACACGACUCGAACAGGUUUUUAAUGCACACACCACCCCAUUCCAUUCCAGUUUUUUUUCAAGUGUUGAAUCAGUUUAUCUUCCAUU
Messenger RNA from Cuscuta campestris, 6566 nucleotides. Lineage: Eukaryota; Viridiplantae; Streptophyta; Magnoliopsida; Solanales; Convolvulaceae. The record is from the annotation of a GenBank genome assembly.